AUGUGUGGCUGUGAGGCUCUUUUAGUAGCCUCAGAGUUCCAGGAGAGUGGUUUUCUCCAGAAUAGGCCAGGCAACAGCAGGAGCCUCAGUCACCUCAGCUUGGGACAACUCUAUAAGAGCAUGAGACCUAAGCCAACAUCAGCUUUUACAUAAACUAUUUCAACAAAAUUGCAUCAGUGUCAGACCUUCAUUUAGUGCAACACUGCCAUUGAGGCAGAAGGGAAAAUCCACCCAUUGGUCCACCAUGCGUUGUUUGAUCAGCCAUGGUAAUGGUAUGACAUAACAAACUGCUCCAUCCUCUCCCCCUGCCUCGCCCGCCAGGUCUGCCCCCCCCAUGGUUCCGCAUCGGGGAUCAGGAGUUUGACGCCCUGCCCGCCCUGCUGGAGUUCUACAAGAUCCACUACCUGGACACCACCACGCUGAUCGAGCCCAUCAGCAAGGCCAAGCAUGCAGGCUUCGUGAGCUGUGCCGCCGCUGCAUCGGGCGGCACCCCGCAGGAGGCAGAGUUUGUUCGCGCCCUCUUCGACUUCCCUGGCAACGACGAGGAGGACCUGCCCUUCCGCAAGGGUGACGUGCUGCGCGUGCUGGAGAAGCCUGAGGAGCAGUGGUGGAACGCGGCCAACCAAGAGGGCCGUCUCGGCAUGAUACCCGUGCCCUACGUAGAGAAGUACCGGCCCGCCUCGCCCACCUCCUUGGGGGCUCCGGCAGCAGGGAGGCCCGGCGGGGCAGGAGGAGUAGGCGGAGGACCGGCGGCUGUUGGAGGCAGCACUACCGACGGAGCAGCUCCCCAGCUGCCCCCGCCUCUGGGGGAGCCGGGCCAGUAUGCCCAGCCCGUGGGCAACACACCCCUGCCCAACCUGCAGAACGGACCUGUCUACGCCCGUGCCAUUCAGAAGAGGGUGCCCAAUGCCUACGACAAGACGGCCCUCGCCUUGGAGGUAUUAGUUUGCCCCCUUUAUUCGCCUUCCUCUGUCCCCCUGUUCUCCACCCCUCUAUGGCGCUCUGUCCCUCUUUUCUGUUUUAUGUCAUGUGCCUUAUAUCUUUUCUCUGCUCCAAGAGCCAGGGUGCUGCUUCUGCUGUAAUUGCGUACUCUUGCCUGUAAGCAUACAUAUGCACACGCAGGCAGGCACACUCGAACAUACGUACGCACACAUACACAUGAUGACAUGCAUAAUGGCUUCAUGCAUAGUGUUUUCCCUAGAUUUUCUUUCAAAUUCUAUCCAAUCUAUGUCUAUAUUCUAACCUGUGUGUGUGUUUGUGCAGGUCGGAGACAUGGUAAAAGUGACCAAGAUCAACGUGAACGGCCAGUGGGAGGGCGAGUGCAAGGGCAAGCAUGGCCACUUUCCCUUCACGCAUGUCCGGCUUCUGGACCACCAACACCCUGAGGACGAGAGCUGA
This is a messenger RNA of Coregonus sp. 'balchen', 1398 nucleotides long. NCBI's taxonomy places the organism in Eukaryota, Metazoa, Chordata, Actinopteri, Salmoniformes, Salmonidae. The record is from the annotation of a GenBank genome assembly.